AUGUCUCUUAACGUUCUGGUUACAGGCGCAUCUGGCUACAUCGGGGGCUCUAUUGUCGCUGAAAUUUUGAGUCUCAAAAGAGGCGGCACUCUUGGGGCCUUGGUCAUCCAUGCAGCCGUGCGUUCGCUGGAACAGGCCCAGAGCUUGACAAAGCUGGAUGUCAAUGUUUUCCAACUGAAUCUCAGUGAUGAAACUGCUGUAACAGAGUCCUUGCUCUCCAAUGAUAUUGAUCUCGUCAUCAACAAUGCAACUUGCAUUGACCCGCAAAUUGCGUCGAGUCUGAUUUCAGGGCUACAGAAACAACGCGAAGCAACAGGGAGGGAAGUCUUUUUCGUACAGACAACCGGUCUUUCGGCCUUCGAUGAAAAUACAAACUGGCCAUUCGGAGAAGUAAAAGACACUGACAACGUCUACGGCCUUGAGAGACAGUCGAGGGAGACGUAUGUCGUGCGGGAGGUCGAUACGUUUGUCAUCGAACAGACGAAAAAGGCCGGCGUUACCGGCUUCCUAAUCUUCCCUCCAACACUUCACGGCCGUGGCUCUGGCACAUGGAACCAGCUCUCGCCUCAGAUACCGGCUCUUAUCCAGGCUAGUAUCAAUCACAAGCAAGUCUACAAAUUUGGUGAAAGCCGAGACGCUACCCUGGCACAUGUUUCAGAUGUUGCGAAGUUUUAUGGCCAGCUUAUUGAGGCCAUUUUCUUGGGUAAGAAACUUCCGGCAGGUGAAGAUGGCCAUUACUUCCUUGUUUCGCACGUCGUCUCUUGGUGGGACAUUAUGGAUCGACUUGCUGCAAACCUCCACGAGCGGGGCUUGGUCACAACGGCAUCCACUAAGGUAUGGCCGUCUGACGAAAUGGCGGCCGAGUCAGUUGGAGUACCGACUAGGUUUGCCCACAGCAUUUGGAACUCAAGCCCGAAAGUACUAUGUGAGAAAGCAACUAUUAUUGGGUGGAAGCCCGUGUGGACAGGAGAGUCAUUUCUAAACAGCCUUUACCAGGAGGUCGAUGACUUUUUGGAGCUGGGCUUACCCAAGAGCAGUCUCCUGCACUCAUUGAAACCAGUUUCUGGGCACGAUAUGAACUGA
This is a messenger RNA of Penicillium waksmanii, 1083 nucleotides long. RefSeq lists its product as uncharacterized. Lineage: Eukaryota; Fungi; Ascomycota; Eurotiomycetes; Eurotiales; Aspergillaceae. The record is from RefSeq and is a predicted model, not a curated record. The coding region runs from base 1 to 1083 and encodes 360 amino acids. The transcript has 6 exons.